AUGGAGCUGGCUUGGAAUUCAGUGUUUAUUGUCCUCCUAAGCUUUUCAUGCUGGGGGUUAGAUUGGGAAUCUGAUAGAAACUUCAUUUCAGCUGCUGGUCCUCUCACCAAUGACCUGACGUACAACCUGGGUGGUCCACCGGGAACCCAGGGUUCUAACUUUGUAGCAGAGGACAAAAGCGUUUAUGUUUGUCAACAACCACUGCCUUCUUCCCUGCCGGAGUACUUCAGUCGUGUUCAUGCCAGUGAGAUCACCCAUUAUAAAGUAUUUCUGCCAUGGGCACAACUUCUCCCAGCAGGAAGUUCCGAGAACCCAGACAGCAAGACAGUGCAGUGCUACCGGCGAUUCCUUGAGAUCCUCAAGACGGCGAAGCUUCAGCCCCUGGUCGUUCUGCAUCACCGGACCCUCCCUGCCAGCACCAUCCGGAGAAGUGCAGUCUUUGCUGAUCUCUUUGCAGACUAUGCCACAUUCGCCUUUCACUCCUUUGGGGACCUGGUUGAGAUCUGGUUCACGUUUGGUGACUUGGAGGAGGUGAUAAAAGAGCUUCCCCAACAGGAAUCAAGAUCUUCACAUCUCCAGACCCUCACUGAUGCCCACAGAAAAGCCUAUGAGAUUUACCAUGAAAAAUAUGCUUCUCAAGGUGGAAAGCUCUCUGUGGUCCUGCGAGCUGACGCCGAUUCAGAGCUCCUGCUGGAACCGUCCGCAUCUUUGCUUGCUAAGGGCACUGUCGAUUUCCUCUCUCUUGAUUUGUCUUACGAAUGCCAAAGUGAAGCAAGUUUGCCACAGAAGCUGAGUAAAUUGCAGACUAUUGAGCCAAAAGUGAAAAUUUUCAUCUUCAGUCUGAGAUUCCAGGACUGCCCUUCCACCAGGAAGAACUCAACCGGGCUGCUCUUUAGCCUUCUCGAGGCCGUAAGUGAACACCAGGUUCUCAUCAUUGGGUUUGAUCUUAAUACGCUCCUAAGCUGUUCACGAAGCUCCAAGACAAGCAGGUCCUGCUCACCGACGGCCGGCCCGUCCCCUCAAGCGGCGGCGCUGCGGGCCGUGUGGCCGCCGCGGGCCUCGGCUUACCGGAGAGUCUGGAGGACGUUUGCCAGCCGGUCCGGGGCCGAAAGAGACGCUUUCCUGCGGGAUGUUUUCCCCGAAGGCUUCCUCUGGGGCGUCUCCACGGGGGCCUUUAACGUGGAAGGCGGCUGGGCCGAGGGCGGAAGAGGGCCGAGCAUCUGGGACCCCCUGGGGCGCCCGAACGCCUCCCAGGGCGCCGCGACGCCGGAGGUGGCCAGCGACAGUUACCACAAGGUGGACACCGACGUGGCCCUGCUUCGGGGCCUCCGAGCUCAGCUGUACAAGUUUUCCAUCUCCUGGUCCCGAAUCUUUCCCAGUGGGCGCGGGCGCCAGCCCAGCCGCCGGGGCGUCGCCUACUACAGCAGGCUCCUGGACAGCUUGUUGGACGCGGGCAUCCAGCCCAUGGCCACGCUCUUCCACUGGGACCUGCCCCAGGCGCUGCAGGAGCACGGCGGGUGGCAGAACGACAGCGUGGUGGACGCCUUCCUGGACUACGCGGCUUUCUGCUUCGCCACCUUCGGGGACCGCGUGAAGCUGUGGGUGACCUUCCACGAGCCGUGGGUGAUGAGCUACGCAGGCUAUGGCACUGGCCGACACGCGCCGGGCAUCUCAGACCCGGGGGUGGCCUCUUUUAAGGUGGCUCACUUGGUUCUCAAGGCUCAUGCCAGAGUGUGGCACCACUACAAUAGCCACUAUCGUCCACGGCAGCAGGGACGCGUGGGCAUUGUGUUAAACUCAGACUGGGCAGAACCUCUGUCUCCAGAGAGGCCUGAGGACCUCAGAGCCUCUGAACGCUUCCUGCACUUCAUGUUGGGCUGGUUUGCACACCCCAUCUUUGUGGAUGGAGACUACCCUGCUGCCCUGAAGGCCCGGAUCCAACAGAUGAACCAACAGUGCCCCAGUCCUAUGGCCCAGCUCCCUGAGUUCACCGAGACAGAGAAGCAGCUCCUAAAAGGCUCUGCUGAUUUUCUGGGUCUGUCUCAUUAUACCUCCCGCCUUAUCAGCAAGGCCCAAGAAGAUUCUUGCAUCCCCAGCUAUGAUACCAUUGGAGGCUUCUCCCAACAUGUGGACCCUGCAUGGCCCCAGACCUCAUCCCCUUGGAUUUAUGUGGUGCCCUGGGGUAUAAGGAGACUGUUGCAGUUUGCAUAUUUGGAAUAUACAAGAGGAACAGUUCCGAUCUACCUGGCUGGGAAUGGCAUGCCCAUAGGGGAGACCGAAGAUCUCUUUGAAGAUUCCUUGAGAGUAGACUACUUCAAAAAAUAUAUCAACGAGGUGCUCAAGGCUGUUAAGGAGGACUUGGUGGAUGUUCGAUCUUACAUCGCUCGUGCCCUCAUGGAUGGCUUUGAAGGCCCCUCUGGUUAUGGCCAGAGGUUUGGGCUGCACCACAUCAGCUUCAAUGAUAGCAGCAAGCCAAGAACUCCCAGGAAGUCUGCCUACUUUUUCACCAGCAUCAUUGAAAAGAACGGUUUCCUUCCCAAGGUAGUAAAGAGACUGCCACCACCCAGUACAGCGAACUUUCCGCCUAAAAUGAGAGCCUUCACUUUUCCAUCUGACGUGCCCUCCAAGGCUAGAGUAGUUUGGGAAAAGUUCUCCAACCAACCCAAGUUUGAAAGAGAUCUGUUCUACCAUGGCACUUUCCGGGAUGACUUUCUGUGGGGCGUGUCUUCAUCAGCCUAUCAGAUUGAGGGAGCUUGGGAUGCUGAGGGCAAAGGCCCCAGCAUCUGGGAUAACUUCACCCACACACCAGGGAGCAGUGUGAAAGACAACACCACUGGAGACAUCGCCUGUGACAGCUAUAACCAAUUGGAUGCUGAUCUGAAUAUGCUUCGAGCUUUGAAGGUAAAGGCCUAUCGCUUCUCUCUCUCCUGGUCUCGGAUUUUCCCAACAGGAAGAAACAGUUCUAUCAACAGACAUGGUGUUGAUUAUUACAACAGGCUGAUCAAUGGCUUGGUGGCAAGCAACAUCUCACCCAUGGUGACACUGUUCCACUGGGAUUUGCCCCAGGCCCUCCAGGAUAUUGGAGGCUGGGAAAAUCCUUCCUUGAUUGAGUUGUUUAACAGCUAUGCAGACUUUUGUUUCCAGACCUUUGGGGACAGAGUCAAGUUCUGGAUGACCUUUAAUGAGCCCACAUACCAGACAUGGUUAGGUUAUGGCUCAGGGCAGUUUCCUCCACAGGUGAAGGACCCAGGCUGGGCACCUUACAGGAUUGGCCAUGCAAUCAUCAAAGCUCAUGCCAGAGUCUAUCACACUUAUGAUGAGAAAUAUAGGCAGGAACAGAAGGGGGUCAUCUCUUUGAGCCUCGGUACACACUGGGCAGAGCCCAAGUCACCGGAGAUCCUGAGGGACGUGGAGGCAGCUGACCGAUCACUGCAGUUCUCACUGGGCUGGUUCGCCCACCCCAUUUUCCGAAAUGGAGACUAUCCUGAUGCCAUGAAGUGGAAAGUGGGGAAUAGGAGUGAACUUCAACACUUAGCCACCUCCCGCCUGCCAAGCUUCACUGAGGAAGAGAAGAGGUACAUCAGGGCUACAGCCGACGUGUUCUGCCUCAACACCUACUACUCCAGAAUUGUGCAGCACAAAACGCCCAGGUUAAACCCACCCUCCUAUGAAGAUGACCAGGAGAAAACUGAGGAGGAGGACUCUUCAUGGCCUUCCACAGCAAUGAACAGAGCUACGCCCUGGGGGAUGCGAAGACUGCUCAACUGGAUCAAGGAAGAGUACGGUGACAUCCCCAUUUACAUCACUGAAAACGGAGUGGGGCUGAGUAAUCCGAAAGUGGAAGAUACCGAUAGGAUAUUUUACCACAAAACCUACAUCAAUGAAGCUUUGAAAGCCUACAGACUGGAUGGUGUAGACCUUCGAGGCUAUUCUGCAUGGUCUCUGAUGGACAAUUUUGAGUGGCUGAAUGGCUACACAGUCAAGUUUGGACUGUACCAUGUCGAUUUCAGUAACACAAACAGGCCUCGCACAGCCAGAGCCUCGGCCAGGUACUACAUGGAGGUCAUCACCAACAAUGGCAUGCCACAGCCCAGGGAAGAUGAGUUUCUCUAUGGACAUUUUCCUGAGGGCUUCAUCUGGAGUGCAGCUUCUGCCGCGUAUCAGAUUGAAGGCGCAUGGAGAGCAGACGGCAAAGGACUCAGUAUUUGGGACACAUUUUCUCACACACCACUGAAGGUGGGCAAUGAUGACACUGGCGACGUGGCCUGUGACAGUUACCACAAGAUUGCUGAGGAUGUGGUCGCCCUGCAGAACCUGGGUGUGUCCCACUAUCGCUUCUCUGUCGCCUGGUCACGCAUCCUCCCGGAUGGAACCACCAAGUACAUCAAUGAAGCAGGUCUCAACUACUACGUGCGGCUCAUUGACGCGCUGCUGGCUGCCAACAUCAAGCCCCAGGUGACCAUGUACCACUGGGAUCUGCCACAGGCACUCCAGGAUGUUGGAGGCUGGGAGAAUGAGACCAUUGUGCAGCGGUUUAAAGAGUAUGCAGAGGUGCUCUUCCAGAGGCUAGGGGACAAGGUGAAGUUUUGGAUCACCCUGAACGAGCCUUUUGUCAUCGCUAACCAGGGCUAUGGCUACGGGACAUCAGCUCCAGGAAUCUCCUUUAGGCCUGGCACUGCCCCCUACAACGUUGGCCACAACCUCCUAAAGGCUCAUGCUGAGGCCUGGCAUCUGUACAAUGAUGUGUACCGCGCCAGGCAAGGUGGCGUGAUUUCCAUCACCAUCAGCAGUGACUGGGCUGAGCCCAGAGACCCCUCCAACCAGGAGGAUGUGGAGGCAGCCAGGAGAUACGUUCAGUUUAUGGGAGGCUGGUUUGCACAUCCUAUUUUCAAGAAUGGCGAUUACAACGAGGUGAUGAAGACACGGAUCCGUGAUAGGAGCUUGGCCGCAGGCCUCAGCAAGUCUCGGCUCCCAGAGUUCACGGAGAAUGAGAAGAGGAGGAUCAAUGGCACCUAUGACUUUUUUGGGUUCAAUCACUACACCACCAUCCUGGCCUACAACCUUGACUAUGCCUCUUGGAUCUCUUCCUUUGAUGCAGACAGGGGAGUUGCCUCCAUUACAGAUCGCUCCUGGCCUGACUCUGGUUCCUUCUGGCUGAAGGUAACACCUUUUGGCUUCAGGAAGAUACUGAACUGGUUAAAGGAGGAGUACAACAACCCCCCAAUUUAUGUAACAGAGAAUGGAGUGUCCCAACGGGGAGAAAUGGACCUCAAUGACACCCUAAGGAUCUACUACCUCCGCAGUUACAUCAAUGAAGCCCUUAAAGCUGUGCAGGAUAAGGUGGAUCUUCGAGGAUACACGGUUUGGAGUGUGAUGGACAACUUUGAGUGGACCAUAGGCUUUGCAGAGAGGUUUGGUCUGCAUUUUGUGAACUACACAGACCCUUCUCUGCCAAGAAUCCCAAAAGCAUCAGCCAAGUUCUUCGCCUCUAUAGCCCGGUGCAAUGGCUUCCCUGACCCAGCUGCGGCGCCGCACCCUUGCCUCCAGCCAGAAGCUGCUGGACCUACCGUCAGACCCCUGCAAGAGGAAGAAGUUCGGUUUCUGGGGCUAACACUAGGAGCGACAGAAGCCCAGACAGCUUUGUACGUACUCUUUUCUCUGGCGAUUCUCGGUGUCUCCUGUGUUACAUUUCUGUCAUACAAGUACUGUAAGCACUCCAAACAAGGGAAAACACCAGCAGGCCAACAGGAAUUGAGCACUAUUUCUGCAUUCUGA
This is a messenger RNA of Odobenus rosmarus divergens (Pacific walrus), 5775 nucleotides long. It is a transcript of the gene LCT, whose product is annotated as lactase. The transcript has 17 exons. Gene Ontology annotation, molecular function: beta-glucosidase activity. The record is from RefSeq and is a predicted model, not a curated record. Lineage: Eukaryota; Metazoa; Chordata; Mammalia; Carnivora; Odobenidae. Gene Ontology annotation, biological process: carbohydrate metabolic process. The coding region runs from base 1 to 5775 and encodes 1924 amino acids.